Messenger RNA from Erigeron canadensis, 1679 nucleotides. RefSeq names its product BTB/POZ domain-containing protein At4g30940. The coding region runs from base 240 to 1571 and encodes 443 amino acids. Gene Ontology annotation, biological process: protein homooligomerization. The transcript has a single exon. The record is from RefSeq and is a predicted model, not a curated record. NCBI's taxonomy places the organism in Eukaryota, Viridiplantae, Streptophyta, Magnoliopsida, Asterales, Asteraceae. Gene Ontology annotation, molecular function: protein binding.
UCCUAAUUCUCUCAACCAAAUACUCUAUAUUCAAAAACCCCCAGCUUUAUUCUUUCUGUAAUCAAUACCCAUAUCCCAAUUUGUCAUAAUUUCUAUCAUCUCUUAAAUUCAGAUCAACCCAAUUCUCCCCUGUUUAAUGGAUUGGUCUAGGCCAGCUUCAUAAAAUGAUCAAACCCUUUGACUCUUUUAGUGGGUUUUUCUUGACCUAUGUUUUGUGUUGAAUUUAGAUAAUUUAAUUCAUGGCGAUUCAAAAAGAUCGAGUGAGGUUGAAUGUUGGUGGCAAGAUCUUUGAAACCACAUCAACAACUUUAGCAAUUGCUGGAAGAGAAUCAUAUUUCGGUGCGAUGUUUGAUGAUAAUUGGGAACUUCAAUUGAAUUCCACAUGUGAAGAAGAACACUUUAUUGAUAGGAACCCAGAUUGUUUUUUAAUCCUUUUAGACUUGUUAAGAACAGGGGAGCUUUAUAUUCCAUCAAAUAUACCAGAAAAAUUAGUAUAUAGAGAAGCCUUAUUUUAUGGGCUCAUGGACCAUGUUCGAUCAGCCAAAUGGGGCCAAUUUGAUGGCAACCGUCUCCAGCACGCAAAGUCCGUAACGGGUCGGGCACCAGGGGAUGGCACGGCUAUUCGGGCCUCCCCUGAUGGCGGUUGUUGUGUGGCCCAUGGUAGUAUGGUCCACAUUUAUGAUUGGAUGUUUGAAGAACAUCCACCAAUUAACCUUGAUUACCAACGGGUCAACGAUGCAGGCUGGCUUGGCCCGACCGGGCUUGUGAUUAGUACUUGUGAGCGGCUCGGACGUGGUCAAGGAGGGAUGGGUUUGUUUAAUUCGACAACCGGAGAGUUAAAGUAUAAGUUUAAUGUGACACACGAAAACGUUGUUAAAAGCUAUACCGCGGGUGCCUUGUGUUUUAACGAGGGGUAUAAAUUGUUUUCGAGUUGUAAAGGUCGGAGUAAUGAGUAUGGGAUCGGUGUUUGGGACCAAAACACGGGUCAACAAGUCGAUUUCUUUUACGAGCCACCCGGGUGGUCACUUGGAGAUGCUGAUAAGCUGCAAUGGUUGAAUGGGUCAAAUUGUUUGUUGGUAGCCACUUUGUUUCCUAGAAAAGACAAUUGUUACAUUAGUUUGCUAGACUUUAGGUCAAAGUCAAUGGUUUGGUCUUGGUCUGACAUGUGGUCUACAGCCAACAGUGACGACAGACGGGUUCGAGACGCGAUUGGUAUGGAAGAAAAUAGCUCGAUAUGCGUGGUCAACGAGUUUGAGGAUUUAGGUUUUAUGGACUUGAGGCGUGACCCGGGUUCUGUUAGAUGGAGCUCAAGGAGUCGGUUAAUGAAGGGAAAAAUGCCCGAUGAGCCAUGUUACCCUAAACUAGCACUACACGAGGGGCAAUUGUUUUCGUCUAUGAACGAUUGUAUCUCGGUGUUCUGUGGAUCGGAUUGGGUUCUAACGUCGAGGCUUAGAAGGAGUUUUGGGGGAUCGAUAUGUGAUUUUUCGAUAGCGGGCGAUCGGCUUUUUGCUCUUCAUAGUGAGGAAAACGUGUUUGAUAUUUGGGAAACUCCUCCUCCACCCAUUGUGUGAUUUUGUAUGCUUAAUUUGUUGUUGGUUUUAUUUGGUAUGCUUCCAGCAUGUGUAGUUACUAGUUCUAAUCAUAGAGAAACUAAAAGACUAAAAUCAUUUUAAAUUUAA